Molecule: messenger RNA, 1087 nt
Organism: Aedes aegypti (yellow fever mosquito)
Lineage: Eukaryota; Metazoa; Arthropoda; Insecta; Diptera; Culicidae
Product: serine-enriched protein-like
Exons: 4
Coding region: 467-853 (128 amino acids)
Molecular function (GO): protein binding
Source: RefSeq, a predicted model, not a curated record
ACGCGAGGAUGCGAAGCUGACCAUUGUCAGUUCUCUUAUCACCAUCGAGUUGUUAACAGCAAAAUUCUUGUGCCAGCUGAGCUCAAAAUUGAUCUUCAAGCAAUCCAGGUGGAAAAGUGGAAAAUUCGGAGGCCAUUCGAAAAGCAGUAGGAGCUUCGUUGGUGCGUUAGUGUGCGUGUGGAAAGCUUCGCUCGCCUAGCAGUGUGAGUGUGGAAGCGCAACACUUGGUUUUACUCGCUCUCUCUCUCCCGUUGGCCGAAGAGAGCGUGAGCAUUAAUUUCCUCCCCCGGGGCUGACGGCGCGAGUUUAGACAGACAGCCCCCGCCUGCAUCCCUCGCAGAAUCACUUGAAAAACUAUCCAAAACAAAAACUCCACCACCAUUACCACCACUACCAACACCCCCUUUCCUGAGAAACCGUUCGCAGAAAAGCUACUAAAAUUGCAACAGCAAUAGAAAUAACAGCUAUGCCUGAAGUGUUGCCACUUUCUGGCAUGGCUGAUGCCGAGCCGGAUCUGUCCACGUUCGAAAACAAGUCAGGUCUGGCGGAGGACAUGAAGUUCCUUGCCUCGAUGCCGGAGCUAUGCGAUGUGACGUUUCUGGUCGGUGAAACCCGGGAACCGGUCUGUGCCGUAAAAGCUGUCCUGGCAGCACGGUCCCGUGUCUUCCAGAAGAUGCUGUACCAGGCACCUUCACCCCAACGAAAAAAGGAACCACCCCCGAGGGAGAACAAACUGCGACUAUUUUUGAAACGAUCCUCGGAACCAUUGCUGAACUUGCAGAAUGCGGCUCAACAGCGAAGUGGCUUCAAUCAGCAGCUGGCGCCAAUCGCCGAGGUAAAAGAAAAAUCCUAGAAAUGAGUCCGUACAGUCCCAGAGCUAUUAGAUCUCUUGAUGGUGUUUUAAUCAUUUCGGCUAGCUAGCUAUAGAUAGGCGCAGUUGUUCUGUUUUCUCUUUGGCUUGGCUAAGUAAUGCAUGUCUCAGUGUUUCGUUUUAUCGGUUCAACGUAUGAUAAAUCAUCAAUUAGUUGUAUAGUGCGCAUCGUACCUUCGUGCUGUGCGUACACGAAUUCUCUCUGCUCUUGGAAGU